Molecule: messenger RNA, 1794 nt
Organism: Cinclus cinclus
Lineage: Eukaryota; Metazoa; Chordata; Aves; Passeriformes; Cinclidae
Gene: TBKBP1
Product: TBK1 binding protein 1
Exons: 9
Coding region: 1-1794 (597 amino acids)
Biological process (GO): canonical NF-kappaB signal transduction
Cellular component (GO): cytoplasm
Source: RefSeq, a predicted model, not a curated record
AUGGACUCCAUGUUCGAGGACGACAUCAGCAUCCUGACACAGGAGGCGCUGGGGCCGGACGAGGACUGGCUGGACAGCCCCAACACCGACCUGUCGGGAGAGAUGUGCUCGGCCUCGCACUUCGCCCUCAUCACCGCCUACGAUGACAUCAAGAACCGGCUCACGGGGCUCGAGAGGGAGAACUCCACGCUCAAGCGCCGCCUCAAGAUGUACGAGGUCAAGUACCCCCUGAUCGGCGAAUUCGGCGAGGAGCACAUCUUCUCCCUCUACGAGGCCAAGGAGAAUUCGCUGCUCAAGAGCGAGAAGGCGUCGCUGCAGCAGCAGCUCAACCAGUUCCAGCACGAGCUGCAGAAGAGCAAAGAGCGGGAGGAGCAGCUGGAGGAGAUGAUCCAGGCGUACGAGAAGCUGUGCGUGGAGAAGGCGGACCUGGAGACCGAGCUGGGAGAGAUGCGGGCGCUGGUGGAGACGCACCUGAGCCGCAUCCGCAGCUUGGAGCAGCAGCUGAGGCAGCGCGACAGCGGCGCCUUCCCCGGGCUGGGCACCCAGGACGUGCCUUUCAUCGCCCUGCACCCCAACCCCGGCCUGAGCCACGUGCUGGAGCGAGCCGGGGGCUGGCAGAGCCGCGGGCUGGAGGCUGAGCUGGAGGCGGCGCGGCAGGAGAACCAGCGAGCCCAGCACCGCGAGGAGCAUCUCAAGGCAGAGUGCGAGAGGCUGCAGGAGGAGCUGAAGCACCUGCAGGACACCCGGGAGCAGGAGCAGUCGGAGCUGAACAUGGCCUGGGUGAAGAAGGUGGGCGAUGACCAGGUGAACCUGGCCCUGGCCUACACGGAGCUGACGGAGGAGCUGUGCCGCCUGCGGAACCUCAGCUCCCUGCAGAGCCAGAUCCUGCGGGCGCUGCUGCAGGAAAAGAGUCUCAACGGUGGCCAGCGCCACUCGCCGCUGUCCCAGUGUCACUCCCCGGCUCAGCAGCGCCGCUCGCCCGCCCCGCAGUGCCCCUCGCCCGUUCCACCGGGACGCUCCCAGUGCCAAUCUCCCGUUCUCCAACGCCGCUCACCGGGACCCCCGAGCCAAUCUCCGGCCCAGCAGCGCCGCUCGCCGGCCCCCGGCCCUUGCCAGUCCCCUGCCCAGCAGCGCCGCUCCCCGGUGCCACCCCCGAGCCAGUCGCCCGCCCAGCAGCGCCGCUCGCCAGCGCCGCCACCUCCGCCUUGCCCGUCCCCAACCUCGGCGUCCCCGCACCGCCUGCCCGGCGAGAGGAUGGAGCUGGGCUACGCCAAACCCUCGAGUCGCCACAUCAAGGCCGGCUUCCAGGGCCGCCGCAGCUACUCGGAGGUGACCAACGUGGCCCUGUACCAGCAGAGCCGCUCGCUCUGGCUGCAGCCCGAAGCCUCCACGCUCCCCAAGCACCGGCCCUACGGCGAGGUUUAUCUGGGGGGGGCUGGAGCCCCUCUGAGCGCCCACGAGCCUUUCGAGGAGCACGUCCGCUUCGAGAAGCAGUCGUCGGAUGAGGAGGAGUGGGCGCUGCCCAGCCCACCCAGCCCCGAGGCCGGUGCCAUCCGCUGCGCCUCCUUCUGCGCCGGUUUCCCCGUGCCCGACGCCGACACCGUGCACCGGACGGCGGCCGCCUACGCCCGGGCCGAGCACGCCCAGUCCUGGCCUUCCAUCAAUCUGCUGCUGGAGACGGUGGACUCGGAGGUGCGGAGCUGCCCGCUGUGCCAGCUGGCCUUCCCCAUCGGGUACCCGGACGAUGCCCUGGUCAAACACAUCGACUCGCACCUGGAGAACAGCAAGAUCUGA